GAGUCGAACUGCGCAGCUGCAGCUUGAGCCGCACUGACACCGCAGACAAAAUGGCAAUGGAUAAUUUCAUAUUUGCGCAAUGCAUCCUCUACUUUUUAGCCUUCGUGUUUGCUUUCAUAGCUAUAGUACCUCUGUCGGAGAACACGGAGGAUUUUCGGGGCAAAUGUCUGCUUUUCACGCGGGGGAUGUGGCAGAACGAGAACAUCACCGUGUCGAAACAGCGCUUCAUCAUUGAGGAAUGGGGACCACAGUCAUCAUGCAGCUUCAUCACCGCGGUCGCCAUCGCGUCGCUCAUCCUGUCCGCUGUUCAAGCCUGGAGGUUGCUCUUCUUCAUCUGCAAAGGCCACGACGACUCAAUCUUCAAUGCUUUCCUGAACCUGCUCAUCAGCACGUUUGUAGUGUUUGCCGUGUUUCUGUCCAGCACAAUAGUCAGCGUGGGUUUCAAUCUAUGGUGUGAUGCCAUCACAGAAGGAGGCAGUAUGCAUAGCAGCUGCGAGGACCUUCAGGACACUGAUCUGGAACUAGGAUUGGACAACUCUGCGUUUUAUGACCAGUUUGCCAUUGCACAGUUUGGUUUAUGGGCGGCCUGGCUGACUUGGCUCGGCAUCACCAUCGUGGCCUUUCUGAAGGUCUACCAUAACUACCGUCAAGAGGAUCUGGUUGACAGCUUAAUCCACGAGAAAGAAUUCCUACUCGGACGCUCUUCACGUCGCGGCUCUGAUGUGGUACACGACAAAAGUGGCAUGAUAUGAUCAACUCAACAUUUUGCAAUCCUAGAAAAUUCCUACUGAGAUGUACGACAUUUUUAAGUAAAAUGCAUUCAUACGCUUCUCCAUUUGGUUCUUGAACUAUGGUCUUUGAACUGUUGGUGGACGCUAUGUGAGCUGAACUGAACCAAAUGCUUAUGAAUGACAUUUUAUUUGAGCUUUAUUUGAACAAUGUCUGAGAAUGCACUUUAUUGUUCAGAGGUCACAGAUUAUUUACAGACAACAUUUUUGAAUGUUGAGCUUAAAAAACGAGACUCUGAAAAAAUCAAGCAGUGAACAUAUUUAUGGGGUAGUUAACCCCCCAAAAAAUUACAAUUCUGUCAUUAUGUGGUUCCAAAACCAUAAGACAUUCCAGAAGAUUUAAGUGAUUUCCUAUAACCAAGAUUCCAUUAAAGCUUUCAAGCUGAGACAUUUCAUGAAUAUGACUUCAAAGUAACUCUAAAGGAUUUUCUAAGUGUUUAGAAGUUUCAGUUUGCUUCAUAUGAUGCAUAGGUUCAUUUUUUUGGCUUUAAUUCACAUUCAAACAUUAAUUACAUGUGUCAAACAUACAUUAAGUGUGUUUGUGGGACAUGUAAGCUUAUUGACUCUUAUUAUUGCUUUAAGCAAAUACAUUUUAGCUUCUGUUUAUCAUAUAUGAUGUGCAUCUAUGAAUUUCUAUGUAUAAAAGCCUACAUGAAAUGCUAUAAACUGACUAUGUCUUGGACUUAACCAUCCAAUUUAAGUGUCAAAGUUUGUUGAAUGGACUUACAGAAAUCUCUUUAUGUAGGAUAUAACAGAAAAUAUCUUUUUUAAACAGAAGCACUCAUGAAAUCAAAAUGGAAGUUUCUUUGGCUUUUGUUUUGAAUAUGUUAGCCUUAAAGUAAUUUGUAAGCUAGCAUGUUCCCAAACAGCAACAUAAUUAACAUUUAGGAAAACUUUGUAUGGUAUCAGGACUAUAGAAUACAUAAGGCACGUCACUCGUAUAGUUUUUAAUGGGAAAAAAAA
Danio rerio (zebrafish) is the source of this 1751-nucleotide messenger RNA. NCBI's taxonomy places the organism in Eukaryota, Metazoa, Chordata, Actinopteri, Cypriniformes, Danionidae. The record is from RefSeq and is a predicted model, not a curated record.